Molecule: messenger RNA, 5127 nt
Organism: Melanotaenia boesemani (Boeseman's rainbowfish)
Lineage: Eukaryota; Metazoa; Chordata; Actinopteri; Atheriniformes; Melanotaeniidae
Gene: mtmr10
Product: myotubularin related protein 10
Exons: 16
Coding region: 473-2797 (774 amino acids)
Source: RefSeq, a predicted model, not a curated record
UCAGUAUAAACAUGGCCGUUAAGUCCUUUGCAGCGUCAGGUACUGCGUUGGCUGAAUUAGCUGGACUUUGAGGAAGUCAGUGAGAGUAACAAAUGCAGUAACAGGUGUAAAGAAAAUGUAGACCGCUAGCCGACACGUACAUUCUCCCCACAGUUUGAUCUCUGCGUUGGAACGGUAUUUCUCAACUUAAUUUAGUACGUUAUGCUAGCUAGCUUAUCGAGCUAACGCCGACGUCUCUACGUUAACUUCUGUCAACUUUUUUCAACCAGCUAGCUACUGACUGCUUAUCGAAAUGGAGGAGUGCCGUCAGUCGCCUGCAGUGUGUCGAUGAAUAUUCCACACUCAGAAGUCUUGUCUUGACUCGACUAAGGAUUGAACAAAACUUUUGCUAACAGCUUGCUUUUGGGUUGUUUUUCUUUUACUUUCUUUCCACUGGCAGCAGUCAAGCGCUCACCAGGCGCUCUUUUACUGUAUGAAGAGUUGCAGGGCGGACAUAAUGUUUUCUGUCAAACCCACGAAACCAACCUUCAAAUGUUAUCUUCCUCCCGUUCAGACUGAUGUGAAGAAAGCUAUUGACCCACCUAUUAAAAAGUUGGAGCCCAAGUUACUUUCAGGAGAGAUAGUGGUUAAUGAGGUGAACUUCGUGAGAAAAUGCAUCAACACUGAAAGCAGCCAGGACGACCUUUGGGGGAAGUUGAUAUGCACCAACUUUAAGGUCUCCUUCAUCCCUCAAGAUGCACCUCUUAAACAGAAAUCCCAGUUGUCCCACCUGCUGCUUGGAGAGCAUGACAUCCCCCUGACCUGUCUGGAUCAAGUGGUAACAGUUAAUGAUUCAAAGGGGAAGAAGAAAGUGUUGAGCUCCAACCAGAAGCUGAAAUUCAACCCAACAGAGCUCUUUCUGUACUGCAAAGACUUGCGCAUCAUAAGGUUCUGCUUUGAUGAGGCUGGGCCUGAGAGCGCCAGAAAGGUUUGCCUUGCUAUUGCCCACUAUUCUCAUCCAGCGGAUCUUCAACUGCUGUUUGGCUUUGAGUAUCAAGGACGGCGUUAUCAUGAAUCUAAAGGGGAGCAAAUCAAUGGCUCCACUGCAAAAGGAGGAUCACAGACCCCUAUUUUUGACCGUUCAUCCGACUGGGAUCGGGAGAUCAAGAGAACGGGUGCUUCAGAGUGGAGGGUUUGCUCCAUCAAUGAGAGCUAUGCCAUCUCACCAAGUCUUCCAGAGCAUAUUGUGGUUCCAGUUUCUCUAGCAGAUCAAGAUCUUAAGUGUUACUCAUCAUUCUUCUCUGAUGGGCGCAUCCCUCUGUGGUGCUGGAAUCACAAUAAUGGGAGUUCUCUUGUCCGCAUGGCCAACAUAACCGAUCCACACCAGCAGAAGAAGAUUUAUCAAAAGGUCUUUACCGCCAUCACUAAAAGCCACCCACAACGCAGUGAAGUCAUCAGGUUAGAUCUGGACAAGUGUCUGCCUAAUAUCCAGGACAUCCAAAGUGCCUUUGUAAAAAUCAGACAGAUCUGUGUCUUAGAUCCUUUUGAGGAGUCAGAGGAGAGGUGGCUUUCAUCCAUUGAAAACUCGCGAUGGCUUGAAUAUGUCAGGGUGUUUUUAAAACACUCAGCAGAAAUAGUGUACCACUUGGAUGGAAAGAAUUCCUCUGUUAUUCUUCAAGAGGAAGAAGAUCGAGAUCUCAACUGUGUAGUGUCCUCAUUGGUGCAGCUCUUGUUGGACCCUCACUAUCGCAGCUUGAGUGGCUUUCAGAGUUUGGUGCAGAAGGAGUGGGUGAUGGCUGGCCAUCGCUUCUUGGACCGAUGCAACCACUUGAAGAAGAAUGAUAGAGAGGAGUCCCCGCUGUUCACUCUGUUCCUGGACUGCGUGUGGCAGAUGAUGAACCAGUACCCAGCAGCUUUUGAGUUUACAGAGGCCUAUCUGACAGUACUGAGUGACAGCAUGUGGAUCCCACUCUUUAGUACUUUCCUCUUCAGUUCUCCCAAGCAGCGUGCUCAAGUAUUGAAUGAGUUUGCAAAGAAUAAAGCCAUCCCUCAAGGAGAAGACCAGACAGUGUUUUUCCCUCCUGUUUGGGAGUGGUCACAGCAGUUCUCAAUCAAAGAUCAAACCCUCUUCAACAAUCCCAUGUAUGUUGGCAAAGGAGCUGCCUGUGUUCAGAAUGGAGAAGUGAAAUCUUUCAGACGCACAAAGAAAAGCUACAGUUCCACAGUGCGAGUAAUGACUACAUCGCAGCGUAACGGACUGAAAGGUGAAGAGGAUGCAUUUUCCCGGCGGGGCUCUCUGCUUUCAGACCUAAAGCCUGAUUUCUCACCAGUGAAAGAUGAAAGCCCAUCAGAGCGUUUCUUCAGGGACUGGUUUUCUCGUCCUGUUGACCAGCAGGGCCUCCUGAUUCCCCUGCUCAUGCCCUCACAUGUGGCGCUCUGGAAGCUCUUCUUUCUACGCUGGGUUCCUGAAGCGUGCAUUCCCAAAGGAGGCCCCAUCACUGCCUACCACAAGCUCUCUCAGCUAGUUGAUGAAAUUGAGAUACUGCAGAGCCACAUCAGGCAGUACAAGGGACCCAGUCCAGGGAGCAUGCCAUUUCCAAGCCAAGGCGGGCCCCCUUCAGACCAAAGGAGGAUGUAUUUUAAGGCCAGUUCUCCAGAUGACCCUCCAACUCUUCCAGACGUUCUUACAUCUUCCUUUCCUUUCACCCCUGUGGGAAACCUGUGUCGACAAAGUCUCCAUGGGACUCCCAUUAGCAAAUUUCUGAAUGGGGCGAGGAUCUGGCUCUCAACAGAGACUCUUGCUAAUGACACUUUCUGAAGAUGUUGGGUUCAAGGGUUCCUAACAGAUUUUUUUAACAGCUAAUCAUCUUAUUUACUGUUACCUCUUUCUAAACUACCACAUUAUACCUGAAGAAUCUUUAGUUACCAUUUUGGAUUUCUGUUUGGAAAUGUUUUAUAAUUACAAUUCGCACCACUGAUGCUGCGUCUAAAUUCCCAAUUUAAAGUCAUUAUUUAGAUUCAUCAUCGCCCAUUACAGUCGAGGAAUUCAGAUCUCUUCAUCCUUUUUACUGACCAAGGAGUUCUUAUUUUAAGGCCUCUUAACUGUGAGAAAUCAACAUUUUAAGAUACAUCUAAGUCUUUUUUUUUUUUUUUUUGGUCUGUUAAGCUUUAACUGUGCAAACUUCUUCUUAUCUUAGACAUCACUCUAAGUCUCACACAUAGGGUGCCUCUUGAGAUUUCACUAGUUGAGGUUUAGACCAACCUCUCCAAAAUUUGAAUGUGAUUAUUUGCAUGUUUCAAAGCUCUAACUGAAAUGUAGCUGUUAUUGUAUGGCUGUGUCCGUGCUGUUAACUUGUCCUUUCUUUGAAUUAGUUGGUCAGCAAGACUUCUCUAUUUUUAAAUGAGGCCUUUUUAAUGGCAGCAGCAGGGAUGCACUUCACAGAACAUUGAUUUUCAGUAACUAUUUGUUUCUGCCUUCCAGGAAAUUGAGUUGAAGUUGUAAUGUUGUAACCCCCCCCCCCCCCAAAUCACACUUAAGAAAGAAGCCAGGUUAAAUGUAACAGCAUAUGUUUAAUUUAUUGCAGAUUGAUACUAGUGCCCAUAUUUUAAUAGCUUUGUGGAGUCUUGCAAAAAGUAGCAAAUGAUGAGAUAUCAGGGUCCAACUUUGUAGAUUUCCUCUAUUUUUUAAGCAUCUGUAAGCAUCUAUCUCUGUAGCAUCAUACAGUGAUACGGAUGGGAAGGUGAGCUGUGAGAAUGUCAGUCUGUGGUAGAUAUUUCAACUUCUCUUCUGGAGGGGUUGUUGUAAACUUUUUUUCCUGAAGGCCUUCUGGUAAGGACCUGAGGAGAAACUGUUCAAACGAGCAGAAACUGAAUGCAUACAUCUUGGAAAGUAAAGGGACAGAUCAAUGGUUUGAUUUAAACCACUAAGUUGUUGGAUUUCAGGCAGGACGAUAUUGUUUUUAGGCAGUACAUCAGCAAUAAGGCACCCCGAUACCAAGGCUCAUAAAAAGCAUCUUAAUUUUAACAUGUUAACAUUAUAUGACAGUAGGCGUUAUUUUUUGAGAAGUCUGAAAGCAUUAACUGCAUACACUGUUCAAGGUUGUGUGUGUUCUGGAUUUUUCAAUGUCUUUGUAUAUAAGAUUAUAAGAUGGGAAAAAGAAGUCGCGGUUGUUGGUCUUUCAGGCAGGAUAAAGGUGAGCAUCAUGUAUAAAGAUGCUUCUAAACUUUUAGUGAAGCAAUUUGAGAAUUUUCCCUGUAUGUGUACCAUUAAAAAUUACUCCAGGAUAUUUACUACUAGCUUAUUAAGGGACUGUUGGAGAUGCAUCUAGGGAAAUGUAUCAUUCAUCCUAUACCUUUAAAAACUGUUUUAACAACCAUCACUGUGUAAUGUUGACAGCUCAGCAUUUGUUACCAGAUGCUUUGUAAAACUGCAUACAAAACCACUGAAUGUACUUUGUAUCUACUCCAUGCAAAAGGAACUUUAAACCUGCAGUGCUAGAUUGAACAGUUUCUAGUGGUAUCCAGCAAUCUUGUGAUUCUUUGGCAAUAAAUAGUUCAGAUGUAUCUUAGUCUAGUGAAUAAUGUGAGUGCAGAUCUGCUCUCCCAAUGCUAUUAAUUGCACAUUUUACCCACAUUAUAGGAUAGAUUAUUUUAAAGCAUUUGUUGAAUAUAAUUUUUUGACAAAUAUUAUAAAUACUGUAUAUGCUUGAAAUCUUUCUAUUAAUAUUUUUGAUUAACGGUACUAAAUAACUUCUAUUCUUGAUGAAGUCUUUAUACUUUAUGGAGAUAUAUUUAUAUGCAGUUUGUUUUUUUUCUUUACUAAUUCACAAUCUUGCACUCUGCUGCAACUGUAUGAUGGCUGUGCUUCUGUGGCACAACUUGAUUUUUGAUGAUCAGCAGAUGUAUUUAUUAUGCAAAUGUUCUCUAAGAGGGAUGCAGUUGCUGCUGCACAUCCUCUGUGCCUUUGUGGGGAGAUUGGUUUUAGAACUAUAUUCUAAUUCUGUUGACUUGCCUAUGUUUUCUAAACAGACUUACCCAUUCUGUAAAUUUAGUUAAAUUCUGGGUAACUGCACUGAGGCUGUUUUUCUUAGCAGAAAAUGAGGGUCAACUGUGUAUAACGAUAACAAAUCAAUACAUUAGUUUUUAAAU